This is a messenger RNA of Tricharina praecox, 600 nucleotides long. RefSeq lists its product as uncharacterized. The transcript is spliced from 2 exons. NCBI's taxonomy places the organism in Eukaryota, Fungi, Ascomycota, Pezizomycetes, Pezizales, Pyronemataceae. The record is from RefSeq and is a predicted model, not a curated record. Bases 1 to 600 code for a protein of 199 amino acids.
AUGGCAUCCAAGCCGCGCAUCGAACAAGCCUCCGCGACCCCGGUCAUCAUCGCUCUACUUGAACGUACGGUUGUGCCAGGUGCCAUUCAACUCUCGACAACGUCCCCUCCGUUCCAGUCCCAGAACUACACGCACUACUAUCGUCCCACCCCUCCCAAGGCGCCACGUGCUACUAGUACCUUCAAGAGGUCCCACCCGUCCCACCCGUUCCCUCUCCGCAGUGUCCGCACCUCACCGAAAGCGACGCUCUCCACCAUCGCGUCCCUCCGCGGAAUCACCGCGUACCUAUCCCUGCGCGACUCGUCGGCAGCCAACAGAGCGGUCUGCGACACCGUUUCUCCGCGUACCCUGGCCACGCAACUGCAAAAAGAAGUCGCAACGGUUCGCCAUCAAGGGGCAAACGCGCUGUGGAAUUGGCUGUGUCGGUUGAGGUUGCGUCUGGGCACCGCCGAUUUCGCGUGUGGGAAUGCCGGGCAGAGCGAGUUUUACUACACAGUCGAUGCCGAGCUAGCGGAGGCGCUGUUGGCGGUCUACAACCAGCCGCCGAAUGAUGUUGGUGGCGAGGAUGGGGAGGACUUUACGCUACAGUGGAAGGUUUAG